Clonostachys rhizophaga is the source of this 1542-nucleotide messenger RNA. The record is from the annotation of a GenBank genome assembly. Lineage: Eukaryota; Fungi; Ascomycota; Sordariomycetes; Hypocreales; Bionectriaceae.
GAGACCAAGGAAGACUCUAAGUCGCUCAAGAUGGAGACUCGCUCAAAGGUGUCCGACGUCGAAGAUGGCACCGUUGCAGAAUUGGACGAGGGUGAACAGUUCUUGAGAGACAACGGCAUCAGUAGUGCACAACUCCAUGCACUCAUCAAUGACAAGCAUGCUGUCAAGAAGCUUGUGCGGAAGGUGGACAUGCGAAUUCUUCCGCUUCUAGCUGGAACCUACAUGAUGCAGUACAUCGACAAACAGGCUCUUUCGUAUGCGGCCGUUUUCGACCUCUUCACCGAUACCAACAUUACGCAGAGCCAGUAUAGUUGGUUUGCAAGUAUGUUCUAUCUCGCAUACUUGAUCGCCGAGUACCCGUGGAGUUCGCUCGCCCAACGCACUCUGAUGGCCAAGGUCGUCUCUGGCUGCGUGAUUUCAUGGGGAGCUGUGCUCAUGCUCACGGCUGCAUGCAACAAUUUCGGCGGCUUGGCUGCCUGCCGCUUCUUUCUCGGUUUCUUCGAGGCACCAAUCACCCCUUGCUUCAUCAUGAUCGUCAGUAUGUGGUAUACUAGAAACGAGCAGCCCUUCCGAGCCGGCAUUUUCUAUAGUUGCAAUGGUGUUGGCUCAAUGCUCGGAGGACUUCUCUCCUACGGCAUUGGACAGAUCCACUCAUUCCCUGUCUGGAAAGCGAUUUUCCUCCUUUGCGGCGGCGUCACCAUUGUCUGGGGUAUUGUGAUGUUCCUCUUCCUGCCUGACAACAUCCUCAGUGCGAAGAACUUUACAGUUGCGGAGAAAGCCACCCUUAUCGGACGUGCCAAACUCGGCAGAACCGGAAUUCUCAAUCGCCACAUUAAGAUAUAUCAAAUUAAGGAAGCCCUGUGUGACCCUCAGAUUUGGCUGCUCACCCUAUUCAUGCUUCUCAACGAGAUCAUAAACGGUGGUAUCUCUAACUUUGGCAAGCUCAUUAUCAAGGGUCUGGUGAAGGAUCCUCUGUUGACUACUGUUCUUGGUAUUCCCCAAGGCGCCUUCCAGGUCUUCUGGAUCCUCACAGGCACUUUCCUUGCCUCGAAGUUCCGCAAUUGUCGAACAUACGUGAUGAUGGCCUAUCUGAUACCCACUAUAAUCGGCGUCUCACUGAUGUGGAAGCUCGACCGACAGAACUACAAGAUUGGAGUUCUUAUUGGAUACUACAUCUGUGGAGGUUUUGUGGCCUCGCUCGUCGUCGCCCUCCAGAUGCCGGCAGCAAACCUUGGAGGCUACACCAAGCGUGUUACCGGUACGGCUAUAGUCUUUGCGGCAUACUGCAUCGGUAACAUUAUCGGUCCUCACGCUUUCCUUGAAAAGGAGUCUCCAACAUAUCCAACUGGCUGCGCUGUGGUUCUUUCGUGCUCGGUGGGGCAGGUGGGCAUUGCUUUCUUGCUCCGUAUGUUGCUUGUUUAUAGAAACAAGAAGCGAGAUCAGACUCACCCGGCUCUGGCUGAAGAGGAUACCAAUGCCGCGGAUGAAGUGUCUGCAGACUUGACAGACUUGGAGAACCCACGCUUCCGAUAUGUUCUAUAA